AAGUACUUUAUUAUUACCUGAUUUACAUCUCUUUUCUUUCGUUUGACGCUUGUUAAUUUACCUAUGUUUAAAAACAAGUGUUAAAAUUGUCCUCUUGGAAAUCAAAUAUAUUAGAUUAGUCGUGCGUGACAACAUUUGUAUAAGGACGAGAUGCUGUAUGAGGAUCCAUUCGAAAACGGUGCCCCUCUUCUUCUUCCUUCUCUGCGUCUUUUCAUUCCACCACUGCGGCUGGUCUCUGCAGCCAUGUGGCAGGUGGUUCAGCAAGGACAGGUUCAAGAUUAUGGGAUGCUGGAGGAGUUUGUCACCACGGUGACAGAAAUUGUACCAGAGCUUUUGAGUUGCAGUCAGAGAGCCCAACUCAUCCUGGGACUUCGAGCGAGGUUGGUGCUAGAGCUGUGUCGUACUGAGCCGACAUCAGACGUCCAAAAUAUUCAACAACAUCUGGAUAAGAUCCGAUCCCUCGCGUCAACCGUUAAUUUAGGGCCAAGUAAUGCAGAUGUGGAAUUGUGUGAAUCAAAGUUUGUGGAGCUGGUUGAAUCUCUGCUGAAAGACCCAAGUGAAAGGGAGCACUUUUACCAGGAUGUGUUCCCUGUGGAGUUCGGCCCACAGUAUGAUACUGCAAUACAGAUGCUGAUGUUGGAAUUCCUUACCAGACUUGAGAAGUUACUUCCCAUACCAGACCUGGAACAGACUGCCUCCUUGCUAAAUGCUGUCCCCUCUGCCCUGGAACAAUGUGUUCAGUCUGUACCAGACCCCAGGCAGCUGAGGACCCUGCUGCAGUACCAUAGAAAACUUGGACAUUUGGAAUCUGUCGGCGGAGCUGCAUCCUCCAUUGGUGACUGCAUCCUGUCCUCUCUGUCCCUUCCUCCACACGUGCAAUUGGUGACUGGUCCAAAUACAGAAUCGGCUACACAGUCAGAAGAAAUGGAUUUGGAUGGAAUGAAACCGAGGGAGUCGGAGAUGGAGUCUGCUUUUGGGGAAAUUGACAGUGAAGAUGUUAUUGGCUUGAAUUCACUCAAACCUUCACAUUUUGAAACAUUAAAACAGACGGUGCAAAAACCCCAAAAGAUUGCUCCUUGUAGGCGUGUAGUGAAACUGCCAUCCCCCUUAAAGGUGCUCUCGUCCCAGAAAAAGUCAUGUAAACGACAAGGCCCAUUCAGUAAGACAUGUGAAGUGUGUGGAAAGAGUUUCACUCGAGUCGCAGCAAUGAGAAGGCAUCAGCUUACCCACACUGGAGAUCUCAAAUUUAAGUGUCUCUCAUGUGAAAAAUGCUUCAGAGACAGUCAUGAUCUGAAGAGACACCAGAGACGAGUUUGUGAAAGGGAGCUGCAAAUUUGGGAUAACGGUAAAUAUGCAGAGAUCCAGCCACCCUCCACUUGCGAAUCUCCAGUAGCCUCUCCCAUAAACAUUCCCCCACCACCAGGGCCAUCCCAGCAAGGAUCUCUGGACACUAUCACAUCCAAUAACACCUGCUCUGUAUGUGGAAGAUUUUUUGCCCGUACUUCAAGUUUGGUCAGGCAUAUGAGCUCUCACUCCAAAGAGCGUCCAUUUAAAUGUGUCAACUGUGAUAAGAGAUUUAAGUAUUCGUAUGAUUUGAAAAAACACCAGAAUGAACUGUGUAAGAAAAUGACCCAGGUAGAUUUGUCUCAGGAUGGUGGUCAGAACGUAUCCGAAUUAAACAGGUGCCCACAACCAGAGGUUUUUCUUGGUACCGCAGAGAAUGAAACCCAGGUAGAUUCCAGAACCUGUCACGUCUGUGGUAAGAUUUUGACUUUUGCCUCACAAAUGGAAAGGCAUUUGAAAUCUCACUCGAGGGCACGUCCCUACAACUGUGCUACUUGUGAAAGGAGCUUUAAGUACAAAGACUCUUUGAAGAAACAUCAGGAGAUCCUUGGCCAUGAAGGGAUAUUAGAAAACACAGAAAGUUGCAGCUCCCCUCCAACUACUGUGGGAAACUUCCCUGAGGCCAGUACCACGGACGGUGAUACAGGGGACGCUCCCAAAACACAUACAUGCACUGUGUGUGGAAAAGUGUUGGACUGUGCCGGUCAUUUAGCUACUCAUAUGAGAUCCCACUCAGAGGAACGUCCCUAUCAGUGUUUGCAUUGUGACCAGCGCUUUAAGUAUAUGCAAAGUCUGAAUCAACACCAGAAAUAUAUCUGUAAAAUGAACCGGGUAAAGUCCUCUCAAAUGGAAGCGCGGCGCCGACAGGAGUCAGAUCACCCAGUGGCUGCUGAAGCUAAUGCCCCGCAAACAUCUACGAUUGAACUUGACACGUGCAAUUUGAAGCAACACAGAGAAAGUGUAGACAAAGACGAAAAACUAAAGCUUGUCUUAAAAUGUGAAGCUAGAAAAGUGGUCUUCAAAUGUGGUGAUUGUGGGAAGGACUUCAAAUGUUCAUCAUCCCUAAGAACACAUAAGCGAAUCCACAGCCCAUUCUAUUGCUCUGAUUGUGGAAGGGUACUACCAAAUUCUAUUGCCUUUGAAAGACAUAAGCUGGUGCAACACAAGGAAAUUCAGUGUACCAUGUGUGAGAAGACCUUUACCCUGUUGGGUCGACUGAGAGACCACUACCUGCAUCAACAUAAAUUCACAGGACCAUACCCCUGCUCUCAGUGUGAGAGAACUUUUACGCAGUUAUCGUAUCUUGUCGUCCAUGAGAGAGUUCACUCAGGGGAGUACCCUUACCAGUGCUCUGUUUGUCAAGCAAAUUUCAAUUCAUCUAAUUCUCUGACGAUACACAGUAGGAAGCACACUGGAGAAAAGCCGUUCCUGUGCUGGCAGUGUGGAAAGAGCUUCAGGGCUGCUGGAGAACUUUCAGUGCACAUGGGAACCCACUCAGAGGAGAGACUGUUUUCUUGCUCGCAGUGUGACAUGUCCUACAGAACAAAACUUCAGUUGAAUUCACACAUCGAACAAGUUCAUGAGGAGGUGAGAUACCCAUGUACAAUCUGUGGAAAGCAGUUUUACAAAUCAGUGUCACUGAAAAGACAUAAACUUACUCACACUGGAGAAAGACCAUGGCCAUGCUCCUAUUGCACAAAAACAUUCAUCACUGCCAAUGAAAGGAGGUUGCAUGAACGGUACCACACUGGGGAACGACCAUACAAAUGCCAAGAUUGUGGAAAGUCCUUCAUCCAGUCCGGUUACUUGAAAUCACACAGAAGUCUUCAUACAGGAGAGAAGCCGUUUGCGUGCAGCAUUUGUGAUAAACGUUUUCGAUUGUCUUACCACAGGGUAAAACAUGAGCGAACCCAUACAAAACAGAAUAAGUUACAUGUGUGUGGGGAAUGUGGAUUAGCUUUUGCGCAAAGAAAGUGCCUGACAGAACACCGAAGUACUCACUCUUAAAAGAACAUUGAGUAUUUUUUUAAUGAUGCAUAUUCCAUUAUAGACAGUUCAGCUGCAAAAGUAGUGAGAGACAAAACAUGGAAGCAACUACAGAAGUUCAGAGAAGGGUCUUGAUUCCGUGUCUCCACAAGUGUGGUUUUAAGUUGUGUUACCACCCAGAUAAAAACUCAAGUUAUUAUUUUGUUUUCAUAACCAGCUAUUUGAUUAUUAUAUUUUUUUUCAUUUUGACAUUCUUUAGUGGAUAAUUUUGAAUUACCAGCUAAUUUCAAAUGCACUGUAUCAGCCAAACUAUAGAAACAGUUAUUCUCCUGUAACCAUAACAUUGCAUUUCCUAAUGACAACAAUAAAGUAGAAGACCACAAAACUGUGUGAUUAUUAAAGGUUUGUGUUUUAGCAUUUGUAAUCUGUUAAAUCUCGAAUGUUCAAGUCAAUAUCACUGGUUUAAAAAUAUUAUUUUACUAUUUACUUGUCAAACUGGAACAAAAUGUUUGACUUAACUGAUUAUUACUUUGAGCAUAUGAAAGUUAGCAACACUUCUGGCCUGGGGGCUUCCGGUGGUCUGGGGGUAUUUUAUUAGUUUAAAUACCCAUUUUAAAUACAUGUAACAACAACUGCUCGUACGUUGAUAUUUACA
Messenger RNA from Esox lucius (northern pike), 3985 nucleotides. RefSeq names its product zinc finger protein 14-like. The coding region runs from base 151 to 3351 and encodes 1066 amino acids. The transcript has 7 exons. The record is from RefSeq and is a predicted model, not a curated record. Gene Ontology annotation, molecular function: DNA-binding transcription factor activity, RNA polymerase II-specific; RNA polymerase II cis-regulatory region sequence-specific DNA binding. Gene Ontology annotation, biological process: regulation of transcription by RNA polymerase II. Lineage: Eukaryota; Metazoa; Chordata; Actinopteri; Esociformes; Esocidae.